This is a messenger RNA of Dichotomopilus funicola, 1380 nucleotides long. Its product is annotated as class I glutamine amidotransferase-like protein. The record is from RefSeq and is a predicted model, not a curated record. Gene Ontology annotation, molecular function: carbamoyl-phosphate synthase (glutamine-hydrolyzing) activity. The transcript has 2 exons. Gene Ontology annotation, biological process: 'de novo' pyrimidine nucleobase biosynthetic process; L-arginine biosynthetic process; L-glutamine metabolic process. Bases 1 to 1380 code for a protein of 459 amino acids. Lineage: Eukaryota; Fungi; Ascomycota; Sordariomycetes; Sordariales; Chaetomiaceae. Gene Ontology annotation, cellular component: carbamoyl-phosphate synthase complex; cytoplasm.
AUGUUCACCUCGCUUCCCGCCCGCCUUCCGAGCGCCUUAGGCCAUGCUGCCCGCAGGGCGCCCCUCCGCCUUGCCGGCCAAACCCGCCUGGCGAGCAGGUUGGCCGUUGACGGCAGCAAGGGCCGCGCUAUGCCCACCACUAACCGAAGGGCUACCGCUGCGGCGUCCGGUGUUGAUGCCACCCUGACUAUCAGGGACGGCCCCGUGUUCCAUGGUACCGCUUUUGGCGCCAACUCGAACAUCUCCGGUGAAGCUGUCUUCACCACUUCCCUCGUGGGAUACCCCGAGUCCAUGACGGAUCCCUCCUACCGCGGCCAGAUCCUGGUUUUCACCCAGCCGCUCAUUGGCAACUACGGUGUGCCUUCGAAUGAGCGCGACGAGUACAACCUCCUCAAAUACUUUGAGUCCCCCCACAUCCAGUGCGCCGGUGUCGUCGUGGCCGAUGUGGCCGAGAAGUACAGCCACUGGACCGCCGUCGAGAGCCUGAGCGAGUGGUGCGCCCGCGAGGGCGUCCCCGUCAUCUCCGGCGUCGAUACCCGGGCCAUUGUCACCCACUUGCGUGAGGAGGGUUCAUCGCUGGCCAGGAUCUCGAUUGGUGACGAGUACGAUGCCGACGAGGAUGAGGGCUUCAUUGACCCCGGUGCGAUCAACUUGGUUAAGCGUGUCAGUACCAAGGCCCCCUUCGUGGUCGCGAACCCGAACGCCACCUUCCACGUCGCUCUACUGGACUGCGGUGUCAAGGAGAACAUCCUGCGCAGCCUGGUCAGCCGCGGCGCCUCGGUCACCGUCUUCCCUUACAACUACCCGAUCCACAAGGUCGCCGACAACUUUGACGGUGUCUUUAUCUCCAACGGACCGGGUGACCCGACUCACUGCCAAGAGACCGUCUACAACCUCGGCCGCCUCAUGGAGACUUCGUCAGUUCCCAUCAUGGGCAUCUGCCUCGGCCACCAGCUCCUUGCCCUCGCCGUUGGCGCCCAGACCAUCAAGCUCAAGUACGGCAACCGCGCCCACAACAUCCCAGCCCUCGACUUGACCACUGGUCAAUGCCACAUCACCAGCCAGAACCACGGUUAUGCUGUUGACGCAAGCACCCUGCCCAGCGAGUUCAAGGAGUACUUUGUCAACCUCAACGACGGGAGCAACGAGGGCAUGCUGCACAAGACUCGCCCCAUCUUUUCCACCCAGUUCCACCCGGAGGCGAAGGGCGGGCCUAUGGACAGCUCCUACCUGUUCGACAAGUACCUCGAGAACGUCCAGUUGUACAAGGGCAACUCCAAGGUCUACCGCGACAACCGGCCGUCUCAGCUCAUGAUUGACAUCCUUAGCAAGGAGCGUGUUGGCGUUGAACCCUCGCCUCUUGCUUCGAACGCGCCGUAA